CCCUCGGGCCGCCCAGAAUUUUAACCUGCUUCCUCCCUGCCACCCACACUUCCUGGUCCCUUCAACUCUAGAAGGGGAGAGAGCACAUUCCCACACACGCAUCAUAUCCCCCCACCCUUCUGCCCUUUAAUCCCUGACACGUUGCAAGUCCCUAUUCUGCUCAGUUGCUUACAUUUCAUACUGUUUCUCUUUAUUUCCCGGAAGUUCCUAGUCUCCCUUCUCCUCGGAUCCCUCCUUCUUCCCCCUUCCCCAAUUUAUUCAGGGCGGGGGUCAUCUUUGCUGUGUCAUUUCUGUCACUGUUUUCUCUGCCCUUCACACUUUAUCCUAGGGAGACUCUUGCCUGUCUACCUCCUUUCUCUGGUGCUGGUUCUGUGUAUCAUCAGGCGCUCUCAAGCCCUCUCUCUUGACACAACCCCUUUUGUCUGGAAAAGUCUUAUCUCUUGAGUCUCUCCCCUCUCUUCUUGUAUGUAAACAAGUUUUAUUGCUUGCUUCUGCUUCUUCCUGCCCCGCCUGUCCAUUGCUGUUCAAUUUAGGACCACCACCUCCUCCCCUCCUCUAAUUUUCAUCUAGCAAAAGUUUUCUAAACAUCUCUUUCCCCUUUUCAUUUUCCUUUAAUCCUCACACAAGCUUUCUGGCUGCUUGCUUUUUAAGCUUUAGACCUCCUUAGGCAAACUGGCAGUAUCUGUUCUCCCAUAGCUGACCUUUUAAGGGAACAUUUAAUUUACUAGCUCAGGGUUAACUUUGUUGCUGCUUAGUUUCUACUUUUGAAAGAGCUUUUCUUGUUGUUGCCAUAACAGUUGGGUUGAGAGAAAUCUUCCUGUUCCAAGGGGUUUGCAUGAUUCCUUGGCAAUGAAUGCAGCCAGAAGUGGCUACCGGGUCUUCUCGGCAAAUUCCACAGCAGCCUGCACGGAGUUGGCAAAGAAAAUCACUGAGCGUCUUGGUGCUGAGCUGGGAAAAUCUGUGGUGUAUCAGGAAACCAAUGGAGAAACAAGGGUUGAAAUAAAAGAAUCUGUCCGAGGCCAGGAUGUGUUCAUUAUUCAGACAAUCCCCAGAGAUGUGAACACUGCAGUGAUGGAACUGCUGAUCAUGGCUUAUGCAUUGAAGACAUCCUGUGCCAAAAACAUCACUGGGGUCAUUCCCUACUUUCCCUACAGCAAGCAGAGCAAAAUGAGGAAGAGAGGCUCAGUAGUUUGUAAACUCCUUGCUUCCAUGCUGGCCAAAGCAGGUUUAACCCACAUCAUUACUAUGGAUCUUCACCAAAAAGAAAUCCAGGGUUUUUUUAGCUUUCCUGUUGACAACCUGAGGGCAUCGCCGUUUUUGCUUCAGUAUAUACAGGAAGAGAUUCCUGAUUACAGAAAUGCAGUAAUUGUAGCCAAGUCUCCUGAUGCAGCUAAGAGGGCCCAGUCUUAUGCUGAGCGACUGCGACUAGGACUGGCAGUCAUCCACGGAGAAGCCCAAUGCACAGAGCAAGACAUGGAUGAUGGACGCCACUCUCCUCCAACAGUAAAAAACACUACAGUUCAUCCUGGGCUGGAGCUGCCUUUGAUGAUGGCCAAAGAGAAACCACCAAUAACAGUAGUUGGAGAUGUUGGAGGUAGAAUUGCCAUCAUUGUGGAUGACAUUAUCGAUGAUGUGGAAAGCUUUGUGGCAGCUGCAGAAAUCCUGAAAGAGCGUGGCGCUUACAAGAUUUUCAUCAUGGCCACCCAUGGGCUCUUGUCUGCAGAUGCUCCACGUCUAAUUGAAGAGUCAUCAAUUGAUGAGGUGGUGGUCACCAAUACAGUUCCUCAUGAAGUGCAGAAACUUCAGUGUCCCAAGAUAAAGACUGUGGAUAUCAGUUUGAUCCUCUCUGAAGCUAUCCGUCGAAUCCACAAUGGGGAGUCCAUGGCCUACCUCUUCCGCAACAUCACUGUGGAUGAUUAGAUUCUUGUUGUCACACCCUCUAUUCGGCUUCCUCGAAUAGAAGGGGGAAAGGAAAUGUGCAUGAAGCAGCAGUGCCAUAAAGCUGAUAGUAUACUUUUUUUUGAGGUUUUAUAAAGGGUCUGGGUGUUGAGGGACUGAGUUUCACUGGUUCAACUGCCCUCUGUCUGGAGGCCUAGUUAGAUCAGGAUGCAAGUAGGCAUUGGAGUCUGUUAAAAUUGUUUGAAAGAUGGUGGUGGCCUCUUGCCAUUACUAUAAACAAAUCCAUUGAGUCAUGAGGGCAAUUGGAGAUGACCUUGGUGGCUUCUUGCAAUUUGACUUGCUCCGCAAAUUCUCUGGGAUCACAUGCUGUCAAGCUACUUGAACGGAAGUGGUUUUCUUUUCCCAGUACUAUUAUGUGCAAAGGUCCUUUUUCCACCUUGGGAACCAUUCUUAUGGAUGCAACAGAGCUUCCUCUUGUGAAAUCAUCUACAAAUAUUCAUCUUAUGGCAGCCGAGGUAACUUCAUCAGCAAUAACAUAGCAUAAAGCAAAAUGAUUCCAAAGUUGUGGUAGGAACUAGAAUGUGCUACUUCUCCUUUGUAGCGAACUAGGUUGUAAUCCCACCUAGCCAACAAGUAAAAGGAGUCUAGGACAAUAGAACUCCUUCUUCAGUUUCUAGGUAGAUGAAGCAUGGUCUGCCUGGAUAUGCCUUGGGUGGCAUUCUGCGCUCACAUAGGGCCAAGCAUUUAGGCCAAAAAGUAUAGAAAGAUUCAUGCAGUACCUUCCAUUGUGUCAUACACAAUUGUACUCCUGAUGCUGAACAGUUAACCUAGAAAAACAGUAGUUUGUAAAUUGUUUUUAUUUCUAAGAGAUGCUACAUGCUAUCUGUUAACACUAAGGUCCUUGCUUAGGCGAUUCAGUCCACUUUCUAAUUGGCGCCGGCUCAUUCUUUUGGGCCACCUGAGGCAAGCCCACUAUAUGCUUCCUUGCCCUGCCCAUCCGGCUGGGGGCAGCCACAUGCUCCUUUUCUGGGACACGUUCUGCCCUUGUCCUUUAUCAGGCAACAUUUGCUGUGCCAUCAAGUGGGCCUGCAGCAAGAGACAGGUGGCAAAACUCUAGGCGGUGCAGGCUGCCUGGUACAGCGAGGAGGAGAAAGCAGCAGCAAGACGAGGAUGGAGUGCAUGCUGCUUGCCCCUCCUUGCUGGAUCAGGCAGCCUACACUGCCUCCCGUGUCAGUAAUCCCUCUCAAGUGGCCACUGUGGGACAAGAGUAGGGUGCAUGCCAGAAAAGCAGUGCACAAUGACCACUAACCAGGCAAGGAGGAAAGACUAGGCAGAGCUGUCCAGAGAAUGUGGGUGGCAGCAGAGGUGAGGCUGGGGCAGAGGCUCCAGGCAGGUUGGUGCCACUGACAGUGUCAGGGCAGGGUUCCCACCUUCACCUCCCUGGAGAGCACACCCCUCCUGAAGCCAUUGCGUCACUUUGCCUCAUGGGCAAUCCAUCCCUGUUUCUUAUGCAGAUGACUCUUACACAUUUUAUUAAGCAGCCAUGCAAUAUUUCAUAUGUUUUGGGGAUUGUCCACUAGAUGCCAGCCUUUGGCUUGGACAUAACAGCACCUACCCUCUUGUGCUGUGGUGUUUCCAAAACCUGCUUCUAGGAUGUCAGUAUUCCACUCUUAACAGUCCUACAACACACUCUUGAGCCCUCUCCAUGUUUGGGAAUAGUGCAUUUAAUCCCUAUGCAUAGAAAUCUGGAUGAUCCACAAGAACCAGAUCUUAAAGUCAGAUGUUAAAAGCCUAAGGUUGCCAUUGCACUCUGCCUAUGGGGCACGGAGUAAGGCAAGACCAGGUCCACAUAAGAGUCUCUUCUUCAUUCCCUGAGUGAUGGCAGCCAUUUAAAAGGUAGAGCUGUAUAAAGUCUGAUGUUACUGUUUGUCAGCUCCCCCUGAGGGAGCUUCCCGGAGUGUGUAGUCCUUUUUCUCGACCAUGAUUUUGACUGGUUAAAGAAAUUUUGUAAACUGAGUGCUGCCUCCCUUGGGAUUCGCUGCUCCCUUCAAUUUUCUAGUCUAGAACCUGCAUUAUCAGGGAGAACUUGGUUGGAGUGACUUUUCCUGCCAUGAUGCUACAGAGAGAAAAGGAAAAAGUACAUAGAGGUAAUGUUCCAUUUUUAAGGGCUGAACUGAAGGGAGAGGGGCCCUCUAGGGACCUGGCCCUCCAGAAAUUUAGACACCUCUGACCCUGGUUCUUCUCUCGCUUCCAUAGCAGCCUCACUUGGCCACUCCGUUUCUUUUAAUAGGUCUCAAAGUCCCUAUGUGAGAGAGUUUAUCCAAGCCUCACUUUUUUCUUGACCUCUGUGGCUCGAUGCUCUUUCAGUUCAGUUUCAUCUGCCCGCUUUCAUCUGCCUCUGGGUUCAUUGCCCCUUAGCUUCUUUACUUCCCACUGAGAGUGGCUUUGGCCAUUACAGGAAGUGCCUAAAAGAGGGUAUGUGACUCAUAUGAGCUCCUUUCACAAUGCAAGACCUGAAGAAGUUGGGAAAUGCAAGUUCCAGUAGGACUGUUGCCUCUGUGGAUACUGCAUCAGAAACCUAGAAAGAAGAUGCAUAGCAAGCUCUGGUAUCCUCUUAUCUCUUGUAACAGCCCAAACCAUCUUCAGUCUCCCUACUUGCUCAUAUAGCUUCUCGUAUUUCUAGGCCCUAUGAGAGGGUUUUUUGAGUGAUUUUGCCUUACUGAAGUGGGAUUGCUUGAAUACUCCAGACUGAAUUUUAGUUUGCCUCAAUGGGAUUUUUACACUUUUAAGUCGUUGCCUGUUCUCGAGCAUUCCAUAUAAGGCAGGCUAUAAAUGAGGAAACGGCUUCAUUACCUCAGUCAUUAGAAUGCCAGCAAACAUUCCAUGACUUCAUUGUAACUCAGUCAUUUUCUAAUAGAGGCUUCAUUAUAAUGGACUCUGUGUUGUGGUACACUGAAAAAAGAUGAAAGGCUCUUUAAAACUGUCCCAGAUACCUGCAUGGAAAGAGAGAAAAGAAGAAAAGGGGUGGGCAGCGGGUAUUCUUACCUAUUCUGAAAGUAUUGGGUGGGGGGGGGAUAUGUGUUUAAGGUGUAUUAUUAGUUAACCUGCAUUAGCAGCUUAAUGCCAAGACUUCUUGCACCAAAGCACAGAUGUACCGAUAGUUGUAGUAAUGGAAUGCCCAAACGGCAGCAACAGGACACCAGCUUCCCCAGCAAAUAUGCUGGCACAAACAGGCGGGGUUUAAGUGCCUUGAGUGUGGAAUGGUCAUUUGAGUCCACGUUAGUGAUUGUAAGAACAGUGUCAGGCAUGGUGUUUCUUCCAGAAUGAUUAAUUGGGAACAGUUUGUGGCAGUGAUAAUACUGUCCAGAUUUUAUUUUAACCCUUGACUCCACGAGCUAUCAAAAUAUACGAGGCCUCUGAGAGAACUAUGCAGGGAGUUGUCCUUCAGCUUUCCUCCACUUAUUUUCCUCCCAUUCAAGUACACUUUAAACAUUUCAAUUGUUUUAAAGGGUGACUGACUUCUCAUUUGUAUUAAAGGACAAAGACUGCCAGUCCAGGAAAGCAAAGGUUUCUUAGUUUAUAUAAGCAAAAAUGCACCUUUCUGUCUCGUAAUGACGACAUAGGUAUAUGAGUGGACUUGACUUCUUGUUCUUCACUGUCAAGAUUAUCUGGUUUACAUCCUCCCAUAUGACUGACUCCCAAUAUGAGCAAUACCUUGGGAUGGGCUCACAAAAGUUGUCAUGCUUACUCCAUUGCUAUGUCUUUAUAAGUGUGGUUGUUGGUUUGAGUGCUUUUGUUAGCAGAAUGCAUUUCUUAAGUAUUAAUGGAGUUGUCUAAAGUACGGGUAGAAGCCCAAAAUGUUGUGAUGUCCUCCUUUUUCUUCUCAAAUCGUUUCAAGUUUAUGCCAGUUUUACAGUGAUCAAAAUCCUAUACCUGUUGGAGGGUAAAAAUGGUUCUGUUUGUUCAUGUUGCUUGGUUCAAACAAUAUACUGGGCCAGACUUUUUAAAAACGGGCUUUAAUCUAGUGUCAGACUGUUUCUUAUAAGCAAUUUGGCAGAGGACAAGCUGUGCAUAUGAGAUCCAGCGACUAAGCAGGAGUAGUAGUGGGUGAGGAUUAAAAUGAUGCCAAGUGUUUAUACAUCUGCAUCUCACUUGUAGGGCUAUCAUGUAUUUGUGUCUUCAUUCAAACCCAGGAGUGUGUUGCUGGCUAGCUGGCAGAAGAUCAUUUAAUCUUAUUGGCCUUAUUUAACUGAGGAGAGCCUCUUCUAUCCUGACAUCUUUAGCUUUUGGGGAAGUUUGUACCUCUUGUAAAUUUCAAAGUGGAAAAGUGGAAAAAAAAUCACUCUCCUCCUCCUCUCCCCCUACCUUUUGCUCCCGUUUUGCUAUGCUUUCCUGCCUCUUUCUUUGUCAAGAUGAUUGAGUACAGCAAAUCCUUCUAUUAAACCAGUUACUACCGCCAUUUUUAAGCAGUCAUCCUCCAGUUCAGCUGGAGGGAAGAUUAAAUGUACACUUCCAUCUAAGUACCCCAGAAAGCUAAAGGCAUUAUGCCUCCACUAUGUGAUCAGCUGCAGAACCAUAUACCAUGGAAUGUGACCCAAGAUUCAGAGAAAGAGAAAAAACAUGUGGGUGGCUGAGAAAUAAACAAAUGUCUAGGAACCUCUGUACAUCCUCUAACAAAAGCAUAUCUCAACUCUUAUGUUAUCCUUAUCCUGGUACUCUGAGCCAUCUUCUGGUGAUGAAGAUGCAGUAUCCACCUUAUGGGUGGCAACUAUGCUAGUGUUUGCUCCCCCUUCCCUUUCAAAAAACAGUACGGGAAAGUCCUAAAGGAAGGAAAUCUUAAGCUAAAGUUCCCCACAGUGAGGGGGAGGAGCAUUCUGUGCUGUGAAGUGGUGGUGGUGGGGAUCUUGAGGAGGUGCUACGCAAUAAGGCUGCAUACUGCUCCUGAAUAGUGUGUUUAAAUAUUUAAACUUAAGAAACUGAAGGCUGUUUGUACAGUUGUGUGAGUAUGGGGUUCAGUGUGUUGUCACAAACAUUACAGCAAAUUAGGUUCAUGUGAUGUCGGUCAAUAAGCAUUCUUCCAGCACAUCAGGAAGAAUAGGAUGGAUGCGCUACCUGAAUGCAACAUCAAGUACAAAAUGCUGAGCUCAGGAAAUGUGGAAGUAAUGCAAUGUGUGCACUACACUGAAAGAUAUGUGAACUGUAAACAACAAAGGAGUACACACAAGUGCAAUUCAGAUCCAUUAAAAUUAAUAUGAAUUUUGCCCCUCCUCUGGAUUGUAUCCUCCUGGUGUGAGGGGGGAAAAGACACCUUCAGAAUACAGAAGACACUUCCAAGCAACGGGGAUGAAUUUUCUGCAUUGCUGUGUACAGCCUGAUCACAUCUUGGUUGAAUCGGGGCAUAGAUCAAUCAGGACCUAUUUCAGGAUGUGUGAGCAUCUUAGUUUAGGUAGUUUAUAGCAGGAUGGUAGUACUUCGGCCCUCCUGCUGUUUUGACUACAACUCAGAGGCCAAUAGUUGGGAAUGAUGUGAUUUGUAGUCCAACAUCUUCAGGAGGGCUGAAGUUGUGCAGCCCUGGCUUAUACUAUACUAUGGUAGUGUCUCUUGAAUCAAGCAUAAAUUUCCAAGAAGUACUUCUCAGUGUCUCCUUUGUUCACGUGGUGAGGACUGCUGCCUCCUAGCACUGGUUGCAUAGUGUGUUUGAAGCAGAGGUGAUGGUUGUGCUUAACUUGUAUGACACUAUUGUGCAGUUCUUGCAGGGAGAUAAUAUGAAAUGCCCAUUUAUAUACAUGUGUGUUCAAUUGUUUUUAGUCUUCCAACCUACUGUGGAGAAAAGGAAGUUUUACAGCCCCAGUAUCCACCAUUCCAGUCAGCUUGGUAGAACCUGUUACAAUUACUGCUACAAUUACUGCUAGGAAUAUUGGUAUAAGACAAUUGUGUGACUGCUAAUAAAGAAAGAUACAAAAUGAA
Messenger RNA from Hemicordylus capensis (graceful crag lizard), 7866 nucleotides. RefSeq names its product phosphoribosyl pyrophosphate synthetase associated protein 1 (gene PRPSAP1). Lineage: Eukaryota; Metazoa; Chordata; Lepidosauria; Squamata; Cordylidae. The record is from RefSeq and is a predicted model, not a curated record. Gene Ontology annotation, cellular component: ribose phosphate diphosphokinase complex; cytoplasm. The transcript is spliced from 11 exons. Gene Ontology annotation, biological process: purine nucleotide biosynthetic process; 5-phosphoribose 1-diphosphate biosynthetic process. The coding region runs from base 850 to 1920 and encodes 356 amino acids. Gene Ontology annotation, molecular function: magnesium ion binding; ribose phosphate diphosphokinase activity.